Molecule: messenger RNA, 1997 nt
Organism: Hemiscyllium ocellatum (epaulette shark)
Lineage: Eukaryota; Metazoa; Chordata; Chondrichthyes; Orectolobiformes; Hemiscylliidae
Product: astacin-like metalloendopeptidase
Exons: 14
Coding region: 303-1997 (564 amino acids)
Biological process (GO): proteolysis
Molecular function (GO): metalloendopeptidase activity; zinc ion binding
Source: RefSeq, a predicted model, not a curated record
UCAUCCACAGGAAUGGAUGUUAAGGAUUGACUGUCGUUCCCCUGCCGUCGCGCCCCUUCCUUCCCCGGGCAGGAGGGAGCUGCUGGCGUCGGCCGCCAGUUCCGGCCCGAUGGAGGUUGGCAGCUGCUGGGCCCACGCGCCGGUGGCGGUUUCUUUUUGAAACAAAAAGCGGUAAACGGCCGUGAGCGAGACGGCGGGAAACAGCGGGAAGCGCGUGUCUGAGAAAAGGAGGAGGUGGAAGAGGACGAGGAAAGGGAGUCCAGUCCCAGUGCAGCUGGGGGUUCAUAUAGUGCUGAGCACAGAUGGAGUUCACCAUUGCAAUACUUUUGACUUUAUCCCUUGUGUGCAUCCACUUAGAAAUGGUGACAAAUAACAAUUCAGACAUGCAAGAUGAUUUACAAGGCCAAUGGAACGUCAGUGACCCAGAUAUUUUCAAUAUUAUAUUGCAAGUCAACAAAGAAUUGUUGGAACGUACAGGAAACAAAGUACUUCAAUAUGGUGACAUUCUAGUAGAUAGCAGCAGAAAUGCCAUGACAUGCCCAGAAGGAGGAGAUACCUGCUUAUGGCCCACUUCAAAAGAUGGGAAUGUCUAUGUACCAUAUGCAUUAAAUGAAACAUACAAUGAAAAUCAGAGAAGAAAAAUAAAAAAAGCUCUGGAUGAGAUUGGUGCCUUGACUUGUGUGAAAUUUUAUUAUAAACGGAGAAAUGAUCAAAACUAUGUUAAUGUGCAGCCAGGACCUGCCUGCUAUUCCAGCGUAGGAUUUGGAAGAAAUGCACGGAUAUUAUCAUUGAAAAAUCCACACUGUGUGCAUUUUGGUGUGAUAUCUCAUGAAUUUCUACAUGCAAUUGGUUUUCAACACGAGCAAAGCAGGAGUGACCGUGAUCUUUAUAUCCGGAUCCUAUGGGAAAAUAUUUCAGAUGAUCUAAAAUAUAAUUUCAAUAAGCUGGACACAAAUAAUUUGGGAACAAAAUAUGAUUAUGGAUCAGUUAUGCAAUAUGGCAGAACUGCUUUUAGCAAGAAUGGGCAACCUACUAUGUUACCAAUACCAGAUUCAGACAUUGAACUUGGACAGAUGCGAGGCCUUUCGACUAUGGAUGUUUAUAAGGUUAACAAGUUGUAUAAAUGCAGUACGUGUAAAACAUAUACCUAUUUGAAGGUAUGUGGAAAUAGUUUUGUAGCUGAUGUUGGAAGCUUAACAUCUCCAAACUACCCAGGUCUUUAUCCUAACAAUGCUGACUGCAAGUGGCUAAUUCGGGCAAAAGGUCGUUUUAAGAAUGAGACAGGACAUCUCAGUAGGGAGGCUGGCCGACUCAGAAAACUGAGUCCUCUGGAGCCAUACAUGAGGAUUCCACUUGCAGCUUCAGAUAAAGUUUAUGUCACUGUGAGGGAUGGAUUUGCCACUGCCGUCCUCACCCAAACUCACUGCGACCGCAAGUGCCCAGUGGCAUACUUUUCAACUAACCUGGACCUGGUAGCAGCCAGCCUCCUGACCUACUCACAGACUUUACAGUUACCAUCCAGCCCAGCUGUGGUCAAAUGCUCAGUUUAUACUGGUGCCACUGACAGAAACUCCAAGGGUAACGCAGAAGUCGAUGCUGCCAUCAAGCAGGCAGCAUUACACCUCGCUCUCCUAGUUCAGUUGGGCUCACAGCAACACCUAGUCACAAAAAGUAUAAGGGCAGGAAUCUAUUCGCAUGCUCAAGAACUUAGUGGGCUCAGGACCGUAAGGGAAAGCGUCGCCAAUGAUAUGGCUAGUGCCUUAACUGAAAUUAAUGCUGAGCUACUUGCAGUUAGGACUGUGGCCCUCCAGAUUCAUUUGGCCCUGGACUUCCUGCUAGGCAAGGAGGGUGGUGCCUGUGCUAUUACUGGGGCAGAGUGCCGCAUCUACAUCCCUGACGAGUCCACUAACAUCACUGACCUCUCUAAACACAUCACACAAGAAAUCCAGACUCUCCAAACUAUUGACACUGGGUUUAGUGAUGGCAUGGAGGGGUAG